AGAAAAUAAUGGAAACUGAUCUUUUGGAUGCGGACGAGUGUUCAGAAAAUGAGAAAACGUUAGAAUCAAUCGAAAAAGUGUUCAGUGCCUCGCAUUUAUUAGUGAAAAUCCUCGAGUUUUCCUCAGCUCAGCAUCGUCAAAAGCUGUACAUAGCCGGCUCACGAUCAAGGCAAGGUGAUUUGAAAGGAUUUUUAGAUCUUCGAUUAGUCAAUCAACAGUUUAAUGAAGGAGUUUGCAUAGCAGUACGAAAAGAGUUUAAACAUAUUCAAAUUGAUAUUGACGACAAUUUUGUUCGUUGCAAUUAUUUCACAAUAGGAUUACAUCACAAACCACCGGAACCUGGAAAUCGAGAAAAUGCAAACGUGGAAGGGGAGGAUGGAAAUCCGGUUGAAGAAGAUGAAGAAAUGCCUGCACAUGAGGAUUUACCAUCUGAAGAUACAGAAGAUGUCAGAUUUUUAGUAAAAUUUUUGAGAUGGCUAGCAGGCACAUUCGAUCCAAUUGUAGAAAAUUUCAAAGUUUUCGACAGUUGGAGCUUCAAACCAUGCUCAUUACCUCCAUCUUGGGCAGAUCGUCUGACAGUAUUCAUCAGUAUGCAUCCAGAUAUGGAGUACUGUAACUGUGAGCAAUGUAUUAGAAUUGCUCGGAACUGCAAGGAAUCCUUUGGACCGUUAAGCUUCAGAAUGGUCGAAGAUGCAUUGAGGGAUCAAAAUAUUUCAUAUGGAGCUCUUACAUUUACGGAUGCAUUUCUAGCCGAUAUCGCAAUCGCUUAUACAAUUUCCAUCGACAAUCGUGACAGGUUCGACGCAAAUCGAUUUAUUCGAGAUUUCGGCGGUAUUCGAGUUGACGAGCUCACUUUCGCUGUGCAGACACUUGCCACAUAUAGAGAUGAACGGCCAAAACCACAACCAUUGGAAGUUUUGCAAUUAAUUUUGAGAUUAUGGGAAGCGAAAACCGUGGAAUUUGAAAUUGUAAAAUUCAUGGAGAAUGACUAUUAUUUGCAAAGAUGUGCUUGGGAGAGGUCCGGUGCAUUCACUUUAGCUCAUUUUGCAACGUAUAGUUUUCAACAUUUUGACGAAUUUGUUCAUGUUGUUCCAUACAAAUUCUCAGGGACUUUAGAUAGAGAUCUACGAAACGAAAUUAUGCCAAUUUUUGAUCUACGAAUAGAUCCAAGUGAAGGACCUCUACGAAUGGGAAGUAAUCUUUCAUUAUUGUCUCUGGCAUCUCAAAACAACGAGAAUAGUACUUUCACAUGGAUUAAUCAAGGACGUAUUGCAUUCAACAUGUUUCGCGCAAAUCAUUACAUGUUUAUUACGUCGGGAAUUGUCGAAUUUCGUGGAAUGCUCGGAACGGCAAACUGGCUCAAAUUCACGAUUCGUGACAUGAUGCGAAGUACAUGGGGACCACGUGGAAGCAAUGUGACUGAAAGAGGAAAAACAGUUUAUUGGAUUAAUUUUAUGGAGGAUGUUGGUGAUUGUAUACAAAUAGUUUGGUCAGAACAUGCGAAAGAGCUGUUGGAGACGAAUUUCCCGAAUCUCGUAGUUACAAUGAAUUCUUCACAUGCAUUCAGAAAUUGUAGUAAUCGACGGGCUGCCACGUAUAACGACUCAAAACGGCCCGAUGUUCAGAAAAAGCCGAUCAACACAUUCUACUGCACAUUUUACGAUUCUGUCCGAAACAACACGACGCACAUGAAAUUAAUUCAAAUUGCAAAUUGAAACUUUGUUAUUUGUUUAAUUCUAAAGUCCCCCAAUUGUUUUGUAAACAAUGCAUGUCUCAUCAGAAAAUCUCAAGAAUUACAGGCACAUUCCAAAAAUCGCUAGAUCAUUUCAUUCUGAAACAUUUCAAACCUCUCUUCCCGGUUGUUUUUCUUUUUUCUUAAUUGUGACAAUAAUUUCUUCCAAAUCUACAUUGUCUAAAUCUAAAUCUACAAUACCCAUUGAUGAAAUAUUUCUUCUUCUAAUUUUAGAAAGUGAAAUUGGCGAAUUUCCAAUAAAAGUUUGUUGUUAAAAACAACCAACAGAAAAAAAAAUC
Molecule: messenger RNA, 2031 nt
Organism: Caenorhabditis elegans
Lineage: Eukaryota; Metazoa; Nematoda; Chromadorea; Rhabditida; Rhabditidae
Gene: T02E1.2
Product: Fungal_trans domain-containing protein
Exons: 11
Coding region: 9-1715 (568 amino acids)
Source: RefSeq, marked reviewed